Molecule: messenger RNA, 3235 nt
Organism: Drosophila nasuta
Lineage: Eukaryota; Metazoa; Arthropoda; Insecta; Diptera; Drosophilidae
Exons: 12
Coding region: 81-3008 (975 amino acids)
Biological process (GO): proteolysis
Molecular function (GO): serine-type endopeptidase activity
Source: RefSeq, a predicted model, not a curated record
GUCUUGUUAUCGAAAUUAAAAGUGCAAUUUUAAUAACGUCCUAAUCAGAAAAGAUAUAUUAUAUAAAAGUGAUUCAAAAAAUGAAGAUUAUAUCAUUUGAAGUGAUUGUGUUAUCGAUGACAAUUAUCUGUAUUGUCACGCCCACUUUGGGCGUGUUUUAUGAACCAUUGGAAAAUACCAAUACCCAAGGUGGAGAGCGGUGCAUAACGCCCGAAUUCUCAGAAGGGACUUGUGUGCGGCUCUCCGAUUGCAACCAGGAGAAAAUUAUAGUUGAAGGGAACCUUCUUGAAUUGCGCAUCAGUUGUGGUACUCGCGAAGUCAACAGGGAACCAAUUGUAUGUUGUAUAACUGCAUUAAGUGACCCUCCUUCAACAAGUACAACAACAACCACAACCAUAACUCCAAUACCAGAAACGACUUUAACAACCACAACACCGGAACCAACGUCAACCACAUCAAUCUCAUCGCUUGUGGAUCUUCGAUCAAACAGUUGUCUAUUGGUACCGGGAGUGUAUGGCGAAUGCAUCGACAUCAAGAGAUGUCCGUCAAUAUUAAAUCAGCUAAGGGAGAAGGGAAACGAUCCAGUACUAGUCAAAUUUAUAAAAGCUUCGAAUUUACUUUGCGACAACGUCGGCCAAAAUGUCUGUUGUCCCACAGAGCCAGGUCCACGUCGCUUGCCCACUGAAAAUGAGGGUUGUGGUGAACCAAACUUGGUCAGUUAUAGGAGAAUCGUGGGCGGCGAUGAGGCAAUGAAAGGUGCUUAUCCAUGGAUCGCACUGCUAGGAUAUGGUGAUAUUUCCCUUUCGAAAUUCAAAUGUGGCGGAACUUUGAUUACGGCCAGACAUGUGGUGACAGCAGCUCAUUGCAUAAAGCACGAUCUGUCGUUUGUGCGCCUCGGAGAGUAUGAUCUUUCUACCGACACUGACACUACGCACAUGGACAUCAACAUAGUCAAGAAUGUCUCCCAUUCCAAUUACAAUAAGACAGACGGUCGCUGCGAUAUAGCGAUGCUUUACUUGGAACGGAACGUGGAGUUUACAGAUAUAAUGAAGCCCAUUUGUUUGCCCAACUCUCUCAGCUUGCGUGCCAAGACUUAUGUGGAUACAAACCCCAUUGUCAUUGGCUGGGGUAAUACUCAAGAGUCUGGAAGAAGUGCAAAGAUAUUGCGUCAGCUAACGAUACCCAUCCUGGAGAAUUCAGUGUGCCAAAACAGUUAUAAAGCAUUGAAUCUAAGCUUUAGCUUGAAUCAAUUCGAUAAAGCCGUACUCUGUGCUGGAAUUUUAGCAGGCGGCCAAGACGCUUGCCAAGGGGACUCAGGUGGUCCGCUAAUGACCUCCGAGCAAUUAGAUAAUGGUGAAAUCAGAUUCUAUCUGAUUGGAGUUGUUGCCUAUGGCUAUGGUUGUGCCAGGCCAAAUAUACCUGGAGUCUAUACGAGCACACAAUACUUCAUGGACUGGAUAAACGAUAAGGUACGAGAGAUGCCUCGACAGCAGUGCUUGACGCCUGAACACUAUCUAGGGACUUGUGUGGCGCUCAUCGAUUGCCCUCAGGUGACAGAAGUCUACAAUUUUAGAGACGAUCGCGUAGGCACACAAUAUGUGCUCGCCUUGCAUCGCAGUUGUGGAACGCGGAGUGUCAACGGGGAACCAAUUAUUCCCAAAGUCGACAGCAGUCCUUCACGCAUGAAUACUGUCGAGGGACUUGUGUGGCGCUCAGCUAUUGCCCCCCAGGUGACAGAAGUCUACAAUUUUGGAAACGAUCGCGCAGGCACACAAUAUGUGCUCUUCUUGCACCGCAGUUGUGGAACGCGGAGUGUCAACGGGGAUCCAAUUGUAUGUUGUACAAGACCAAGCACAACAACAACGACAACAAUACUUCCAAUACCAGAAGCGACCUCAACAACAACAACAACCACAACACCACAACCAACCUCAACAACCACAACAACCAGAAAACCAGAACAAACCUCAACCACGUCAAUCUCACCGCCUAUAGAUCUUCGGUUAAACAGUUGUCUAUUGUCACCCGGAGUAUAUGGAGAAUGCAUCGACAUCAAGAGAUGUCCGCCCAUAUUGAAUCAGCUAAAGGCUAAGGGAAACGAUCCUGAACUAGUCAAAUUUAUAAAAGCUUCGAAUUUACUUUGCGACAACGUCGGCCAAAAUGUCUGUUGUCCCACAGAGCCAGGUCCGCGUCGCUUGCCCACUGAAAAAGAGGGUUGUGGGGAACCAAACUUGGUCAGUUUUAGGAAAAUCGUGGGCGGCGAUGAAGCAAUGAAAGGUGCUUAUCCCUGGAUCGCACUGCUAGGAUAUGGUGAUAGUUCCCUUUCGACCUUUAAAUGUGGCGGAACUUUGAUUACGGCCAGACAUGUGGUGACAGCAGCUCAUUGCAUAAAGGAUAAUCUCUCGUUUGUGCGCCUCGGAGAGCACGAUCUUUCUACCGACACUGACACUACGCACAUGGACAUCAACAUAGUCAAGAAUGUGUCCCAUUCCAAUUACAAUAAGACAGACGGUCGCUGCGAUAUAGCGAUGCUUUACUUAGAACGCAAUGUGGAGUUUACAAAUAUAAUGAAGCCCAUUUGUUUGCCCAACUCUCCCAUCUUGCGUGCCAAGUCUUAUGUGGAUACAAACCCCAUUGUCAUUGGCUGGGGUAAUACUCAAGAGUUUGGAAGAAGUGCAAAAAUAUUGCGUCAGCUAAUGAUACCCGUUUUGGAGAAUUCAGUGUGCCAAAACAGUUAUAAGGCAAUGAAUCUAAGCUUUAGCUUGAAUCAAUUCGAUAAAGCCAUACUCUGUGCUGGCACUUUAGCUGGUGGCAAAGACUCUUGCCAAGGGGAUUCAGGUGGUCCGCUAAUGACCUCCGAGCAAUUAGAUAAUGGUGAAAUCAGAUUUUAUCUGAUUGGAAUUGUUGCCUAUGGUUAUGGUUGUGCCAGGCCGAAUACACCCGGAAUCUAUACGAGCACACAAUACUUCAUGGACUGGAUAAACGAUAAGGUGCGGGAGAUGUCAUGAACUGAAACUGAAAGUUAUUUUGUCUAAUCUAUAUGCAGUAGCUUACGUUCGAAUUGAUGUAAAUAAUAAUUAUACUGAAGCGCAUUUCUAAUAUUUACAUAAACUGUGUUCCUCUUUGUCCUUGGCUUUGUUCUCAUGACCUCAACGCGAUUUAAUCCCUGAGCCGAAUGCUUGGACGCAGCGCCUUUAAGACUUAUGCAAAUAGGGGCAAAAGAAAGAGAAGAGUU